Messenger RNA from Zingiber officinale, 4073 nucleotides. RefSeq names its product NPC intracellular cholesterol transporter 1-like. The record is from RefSeq and is a predicted model, not a curated record. The transcript has 39 exons. Lineage: Eukaryota; Viridiplantae; Streptophyta; Magnoliopsida; Zingiberales; Zingiberaceae. Gene Ontology annotation, molecular function: lipid carrier activity. Gene Ontology annotation, cellular component: membrane. Bases 81 to 3917 code for a protein of 1278 amino acids.
UUCACUCCGCUUGCUCUGUUUGCCUUCCUCGGAGGCGGUGCGGGGUUUGUUCACAUAUCGGCGGCGAGGGGCGAGUGGGUAUGGAGAUCGGUCGGUCGGGUUUCCUAUUCCUGCUGUCGUUCUCGAUCCAGGUUACCUUGAUCUUCUUUUCAGGAAAUUUUCAGCCAUCCUAUGCACAGGAAAGAUAUGCAAAAGGGUAUUGUUCCAUGUAUGGUAUAUGUGGACAACGCAGUGAUGGAAAGGCUUUGAAUUGUCCUAACUACACACGUUCUAUCAAGCCAGAUGAAUUACUUUCCUCAAAGAUCCAGAGUUUGUGUCCAACAAUCACUGGCAAUGUAUGCUGCACUGCAGAACAGUUCGAAACACUACGCGAGCAAGUACAGCAGGCAGUUCCUCUUCUUGUUGGUUGCCCAGCAUGCCUGAGAAACUUUUUGAAUCUAUUUUGUGAGCUUUCAUGCUCUCCAGACCAAAGUCUAUUCAUUAAUGUCACAUCAGCCAAACAGGUAAAUGGUAGCAUGACAGUUGAUUCAAUAGAUUUUUUCGUCACUCAUCAGUUCGGAGAACAACUAUUUAAUUCAUGUAAGGAUGUGAAGUUUGGUACUAUGAAUACUCGUUCAAUGGAUUUUGUUGGUGCUGGAGCUCAGAAUUACUCAGAGUGGUUUACCUUUUUGGGUCGUCAAGCAAAUCUUAAUGAGCCUGGAUCACCCUAUCCAAUUACAUUCACAUCAUAUAUCAGUGACUUAUCUGGAAUAAAGCCUAUGAAUGCAACUACUUAUUCAUGCGGUGACUCUUCUAUGGGCUGUUCUUGUGGUGACUGUCCUUCAUCUGCUGUGUGCAUUGACUCUUUGUCCCCAGCUCCCCACGUGAAGCAAUCAUGUUCAAUCAAACUAAUUUCAUUGAAGGUCAAAUGCUUGGAUUUUUCAUUAGUAAUCAUAUACCUCUUCAUAGUUUGUGCUUUUCUAGUCUGGAAUUUCGUUUAUAUAAAAAAGAAAGAAGGUCCUUUUAGAACAAAGCCAUUGUUGAAUGUGAAGGGUGAGAGUUCUAAUGACAAACAGGAAACGCAUGUUUCACAGACAACUGCAAUGGUUCCUUCCGGUCUUAAAGCGCAUGAUCCCUCUGUCAUUCAGCUAUAUAUGUCAAAUUUUUUCAGGAAGUAUGGAACCUUUGUUUCCAAGAAUCCAACUCUUGUCUUAUGCAUAUCAUUGUCUAUUCCUCUUCUUCUGUGCAUAGGUCUUAUUCAUUUCAAGGUGGAAACACGUCCUGAGAAGUUGUGGGUUGGGCCUGGAAGCAGGGCUGCUAAAGAGAAACAGUAUUUUGAUAGCCACCUUGCUCCUUUCUACAGAAUAGAACAGAUUCUGCUGGCAAGCGUUUCACCCUCAGUUGGUGAGAGACCACCCAGUAUUGUGACUGAACAAAAUCUGAAGUUGCUUUUUGAAAUACAAAAGAAGGUUGAUAAUCUUCAUGCAAACUAUUCUGGAUCCAUGGUUUCUCUUUCUGAUAUAUGCCUGAAGCCACUGGGUAACGAUUGUGCCACACAAAGUGUUCUACAGUAUUUCCAAAUGGACCUUCAAAACUAUGAUACCUAUGGUGGUUUAACGCAUGCUGAGUACUGUUUUGAGCAUUUCUCUUCUGAUCAAACCUGCCUGAGUGCGUUCACUGCUCCUCUUGAUCCAAGCACAGCUUUAGGAGGAUUUUCUGGAAAUAACUACUCUGAGGCCUCAGCUUUUGUUAUAACCUAUCCUGUGAACAAUGUGCUUGAUGAGACAAGCAUUGAAUUCAGAAAUGCUGUUGCCUGGGAGAAGGCUUUCAUUCAGUUAAUCAAGGAUGAAAUUGUACCAAUGGUACAAGCUCAAAACCUCACACUUGCAUUUUCAUCAGAAAGCUCCAUUCAGGAAGAGUUGAAAAGAGAAAGCACUGCUGAUGUUAUAACUAUUUUAGUGAGCUAUCUUGUAAUGUUUGCUUAUAUAUCCAUCACAUUGGGAGAGAAACAUCAGUUAUCUUCCAUUUUUGUUUCUUCAAAGGUGCUUCUUGGCUUAUCUGGUGUAGUCCUGGUCUUGCUCUCUGUUCUUGGAUCAAUUGGUUUCUAUAGUUCCAUUGGAGUUAAGUCAACACUCAUCAUCAUGGAAGUGAUUCCUUUUCUAGUUUUGGCUGUUGGAGUGGAUAACAUGUGUAUCCUUGUCCAUGCUAUUAACCGACAACCAUUGGAGUUACUUUUAGAAGAACGGAUUAGUAAUGCACUUACAGAAGUUGGUCCAUCUAUCACCCUGGCUAGUUUGUCUGAAGUUUUGGCUUUUGCUGUUGGUAGUUUUAUACCCAUGCCAGCAUGCCGUGUUUUCUCUAUGUUUGCUGCACUGGCAGUUUUGUUAGAUUUCCUUCUACAAGUUACAGCCUUUGUGUCAUUGAUAAUAUUUGACUCCUUAAGGGCUGAAGACAAAAGAAUAGAUUGUUUUCCAUGUAUUAAACUUAGAUCGAGCAAGGCUAUCAGUGAAGGUGCUGCCAUACAAGAACUUGGAUUACUUGCUCGCUACAUGAAGGAUGUCCAUGCACCUCUUCUUAGCCACCGAGGAGUUAAAGUUUUUGUAGUUGUUGCAUUCAUUGGUUUUUCUUUUGCAAGUAUUGCUUUAUGUACACGUAUUCAACCAGGUUUAGAGCAGAAGGUCGUUCUUCCUCGAGACUCAUAUCUCCAGAAUUAUUUUGAUGACCUUGCAAAAUAUCUCAGAGUGGGACCACCAUUAUACUUUGUUGUUAAGGAUUUCAAUUACAGCUUGGAAUCAGGGAAUACAAACCAAAUAUGUUCAAUCAGCCAAUGUGAUUCACAUUCUCUCUUGAAUGAGAUUACAAAAGCAUCUUUGGAACCAGAAUCAAGUUAUAUUGCUAAACCUGCAGCUUCAUGGCUUGAUGAUUUUCUUAUAUGGUUGUCACCAGAAGCAUUUAGCUGUUGUCGUAAAUUUAUCGAUGGGAGUUAUUGCCCCCCUGAUGAUCAGCCUCCCUGCUGUCAAGAAAAGGAUGGAUCAUGCACUGUAGACAUUACAUGCAAAGAUUGUACAACGUGCCUACAUUAUUCAGAUUUGCAUGAUGGCAGACCAUCAACAAUGCAGUUCAAGGAAAAGCUUCCUUGGUUUCUCAAUGCCUUGCCAUCUUCCAACUGUGCCAAAGGUGGCAAAGGUGCUUAUACAAGUAGUGUGGAUAUCUCAGGUUAUCAGAAUGGUAUAAUUCAAGCAUCAUCAUUUCGUACUUACCAUACACCUCUAAAUAAACAAAAGGAUUAUGUGAACUCAAUGAAAGCUGCAAGGCAUUUCAGUUCCAAGAUGUCUACAACAUUGAAGAUGGAGAUCUUCCCCUAUUCAGUGUUUUACAUAUUCUUUGAGCAAUAUCUAGAUAUAUGGAAGACUGCUUUGAUCAACAUCUCAAUCGGCCUAGGUGCUGUUUUUGUUGUUUGUCUGGUUCUUACUAGCAGCUUCUGGAUAUCAACUAUAAUCUUAUCAGUGCUGACAAUGAUUGUCAUUGAUAUGCUGGGAAUCAUGGUUAUCCUUGGCAUCCAACUGAAUGCGAUUUCAGUUGUAAACCUUGUUAUGUCAAUUGGAAUUGCUGUUGAAUUUUGUGUUCAUAUAACACAUGCUUUCUCUAUAAGCAGUGGGAAUAGAGAGACGCGAAUGAAAGUGGCUCUGUCUACCAUGGGUGCUUCUGUAUUUAGUGGAAUUACCCUCACAAAGCUUGUUGGAGUCAUUGUCCUACGUUUUGCCAAAUCUGAAGUUUUUGUGGUUUAUUACUUCCAGAUGUAUUUGGCGUUGGUCCUCAUUGGUUUCUUGCACGGACUUGUAUUCCUUCCUGUGGUGCUGAGCAUCUGUGGUCCUCCUUCAAGAUCAACGUCUGAUAGCAUUCUACAGGAUCAGGAAACACCUCAGACUUCCUCUUGAUUGUACAGCAAAAUUAAAAAUUAAUAAAUUAUCAUAUCAUGCGGAUGGAAUGUUAUUCUUUCUUUAGUGAUUUCUUGCUGUUUCUAUUGCUUUUCUAUGGUUUAGCAUGCGAGCAAUUGUAUAUAUAGUUCGUAAAAGAAAUGAAACGUUUCUUUC